AUGGAAGACGCGCAUGCCGCUAUACUCGAUCUUCAAGCCGAAGGAAGUGGAAAACCACCCAAGGCUGCCAACCCUGACAAACGUUUAGCCUAUUUUGGCGUCUACGACGGGCACGGGGGAGAAAAAGUAGCACAGUUUGCCGGGGAGAACGUGCACAGGAUUGUUGCAAAACAAGAUGCAUUUUCCAAAGGAGAUAUCGAACAGGCUCUAAAAGACGGUUUUCUGGCCACAGACCGUGCCAUUCUGAAUGUUGCAGAUGCGCGUUACGAGGACGAGGUAUCCGGAUGUACCGCGUCUGUUGGUAUCAUAUCAAAGGAUAAGAUCUGGGUCGCCAAUGCUGGAGACUCCCGUACCGUACUUGGUGUGAAAGGACGAGCAAAACCUCUCUCAUUUGACCACAAACCGCAGAAUGAAGGUGAAAAGGCUCGAAUAAGUGCUGCUGGUGGUUUUGUCGACUUUGGUCGAGUGAACGGCAACCUAGCCCUGUCACGUGCCAUUGGUGAUUUCGAAUUCAAGAAGAGCGCCGAUCUGUCCCCCGAGCAGCAGAUUGUCACAGCGUUUCCAGACGUGAUCACACAUGAGAUCUCUGAAGACGACGAAUUCCUGGUUAUAGCCUGCGACGGCAUUUGGGACUGUCAAUCCUCCCAGGCCGUGGUCGAAUUCGUCCGAAGAGGGAUUGCUGCGAAGCAAGAACUACACCUCAUCUGUGAGAAUAUGAUGGACAACUGUCUUGCAUCCAACAGCGAAACUGGAGGCGUCGGCUGUGACAACAUGACUAUGAUUGUUAUCGGCCUGCUCAACGGCAAGACGAAGGAAGAAUGGUACGAGCUGGUCGGUAAGCGUGUGGCAGAGGGCGACGGCCCAUGUGCACCACCAGAGUACGGCAAGUCCAACCUCAAUCCGCAAGGCCAAUUCCGUGGACCCGGGGUUCGACAUCAGUUUGAUCAUGAUAGUCCCGACGAGUAUGAACUUGAUCUAGAUCAUCGAUCGAGAGGUUUCGGUGGGCGGGGCGGCCGUAUCAUUCUACUUGGGGAUGGUACUGAAGUUUUGACAGACUCGGACGACGCGGAAAUGUUCGACCAAAGUGAAGAAGACAAAGACACGGCAAACCAAAUCAAGAAGAGCCCGUCGGACACCUCGGAUGUCGACCCGGCUCGUAGCGAGCGAGAAGGCACCCCUGCUCCACAAUCCGCCAGCGAGGAGUCGAAGGGACGCAGCCAAUCUGACACUUCGCACGGAUCGGAUUCAGCGAUCGCAGACGACACCCGGGAGAAGAAUGCUGUCUAG
This is a messenger RNA of Capronia epimyces CBS 606.96, 1287 nucleotides long. Its product is annotated as protein phosphatase. Gene Ontology annotation, biological process: protein dephosphorylation. NCBI's taxonomy places the organism in Eukaryota, Fungi, Ascomycota, Eurotiomycetes, Chaetothyriales, Herpotrichiellaceae. The transcript is spliced from 6 exons. Gene Ontology annotation, molecular function: protein serine/threonine phosphatase activity; cation binding. The coding region runs from base 1 to 1287 and encodes 428 amino acids. The record is from RefSeq and is a predicted model, not a curated record.